AUGAAAGCAACUUUUAAUGUUUUAUUUCUGAUUAAAUCUGAAUUAGAAUUUAAUUUAAAGAGAUUUAAUCAAUCAUUUUUUUUUUUUUUAGGCAAGGGUAUAUGCAAAUAUCUCACCGGCCAGAAUGGCGUGACAGUGUCCGUUGUUUCAAGCUGUGGAUCCGUACUAGGCUGUGGAAAUGCGAAUAUCGUAUCUACUACGGGAAUCGGUAACAAUACCGGUACGCAGAGCAUCGGUAUUAAUGUUCUAAGCCAGAAUGCGGCAGAUGAAGAUGCUGAGGACAGCGAUGUCGAGAUAAGCAAAAUUGACUUCCGAGGAGUAAAUUUGCGCACGAAGAAGAAGCGAGAUGUAUCGAUUAGUCAGAGUGGUGAAAAAAUCGGUGACGGGGACGUAGAAGAUGCAAAUGGUUGUUAUGAUGGGAACGACGUUUCCCAACAACAACCAGAGAGACCUAUGUCAUGGGAAGGAGAAUUGUCUGAUCAAGAGAUGUCUUCCAAUACAAUUACAAAUCAAGAUACACAUGAAGAUACAUCAAUGGAAGGUGUUCAAAUAUGUGGUGCAAGUCCUGGACCUAUAGAGCAGAAAUUUCCUAUAAAACCAGAACCAGAUUUCCGAUCCAGUCCUGGAUUUACAUUUGGUUCUUUUCAUGAUACAGGAUUACCUCUGACUCAUGGUCAUCAAAUACAACAACAACAACAACAACAACGCAACAUUGAAAAUCUUGAACAAACACAACAAAACGAUUUGCCUCUUCUUGUAGGAAAAUUACUUGGUGGUUAUAAUAGUUCAACUCCAAAUCAUAGUCCAGUUUUAAAUCCUAGACAUCAUCUGACAAAGCAUAGCCACACAAGAUCGCAGGUACCAUCACCAGAUUCGGCGAUUCAUUCCGCAUACAGUGUAUUUAGUUCACCAACGCAAAGUCCUCAUGCAGCUCGUCAUUCUGCUCUAGGAGCAGGAAGUCCAGUUCCAUCUUCAUCAUUAUCUUUGUCGCGACAUAGUUUCAAUAAUUCGACUUCUUCAUUAUCUUUAUCGUUAUCACAUUCGCUUUCGAGAAACAAUUCAGAUGCCUCAAGUAGCUGUUACAGCUAUGGCUCUCUCAGUCCACCCACACAUUCACCCGUCCAGCAACCAAGACAUCCGCAACAUCAUCAACAUCAAGUUGCUCAAGGAAGUCCACUUCAUCUUCCGGCUACAGCCUCACCUGCCAUUUCUCAUCACUAUUCUUCCUCUGCACCGGGUUCUGAAUUGUCUCCUGAAGGACACGCUGCUACAGACGAUCAAGAAGAUUGUCGAAUACCGUCAGCACCGUCUGGUAUUUCAACUAGGCAACAAUUAAUUAAUAGCCCGUGUCCAAUCUGCGGAGAUAAGAUUAGUGGUUUUCAUUAUGGAAUCUUCUCAUGCGAGUCGUGCAAGGGAUUUUUCAAACGCACCGUCCAAAACCGGAAAAAUUAUGUGUGCCUUAGAGGCGCGGGCUGUCCCGUUACUGUCGCUACAAGGAAGAAAUGCCCCGCCUGUCGAUUUGAUAAGUGCCUCAAUAUGGGUAUGAAGCUCGAGGCGAUUAGGGAGGAUCGCACCAGGGGUGGAAGAAGUACCUAUCAAUGUACGUACACUCUUCCAGCAAGCCUUGUUGGUAGUCCUGCAAGUAAUAUAGCGAACGAUAAAUUAGCUACUGGAGGUAAUUGUAGUCCAGCUCCAACUGGUAAUGAACAUCACUAUCCGGCAAGACAUCAUUCGAAUCACUCUCAUAAAAUGCAAGUGGUACCGCAACUUUUACAAGACAUCAUGGAUGUAGAGCAUUUAUGGCAUUACAAUGAUAAUGAUCGUAUGACCGGAAGUGGAGGAAUAAAUACUACUAGAAAUAAUGAUGCAAUGUUAUUGGGAGUUGGAAGUGGUGGAGGAGCUGGAACAGGAAAUGAUACGAGUUCAAAUAUUGAAUGUUCUUCUAAUGGAACCGCAGGAAACGGUAACCCCAAUAACAGAAGAGAUGAGAGGUCAUGCUCUAAUGUUUCUAAUGUCGGUAAUGAACAACGAGCUACGCCCAUUAGUAGCAGUUCUCAAAUUAAUAAUACAAAUGGUAAUUCAACUCAACAUCCUGAUUUCUUAUCGAACCUCUGUAACAUCGCUGACCAUCGUCUCUAUAAAAUAGUGAAAUGGUGUAAGAGUUUACCCUUAUUUAAAAACAUUUCAAUUGAUGAUCAGAUUUGUCUGUUAAUUAAUUCCUGGUGCGAGUUAUUGCUGUUUUCAUGUUGUUUUCGGAGCAUGAGCACUCCUGGUGAAAUUAGAGUAUCUCUCGGCAAGUCGAUUACAUUAGAACAAGCUAGACAGCUUGGCUUAGCGACCUGCAUCGAGAGGAUGCUUGCAUUUACUAAUAAUUUGUCAAAAUUAUUGAUUUUAAAAUUAAUAUAAUAUUUAAUUAUCAUAUAUAGGUAAUAGUGUUAUUGACCUCUGAUACAAGUGAAUUGAAGGAACCUGAAAAAGUUAGAGCAUCUCAGGAGAAGGCUUUACAAGCAUUACAACAAUAUACCAUAGCAAGGUACCCAGAGAUGCCUGCUAAAUUUGGUGAAUUAUUAUUGAGAAUUCCAGAUUUACAAAGAACAUGCCAAGCAGGAAAAGAAUUGUUAAGUGCGAAACGUGCUGAAGGAGAAGGUAGUUCGUUUAAUUUGUUAAUGGAAUUGUUGAGAGGAGAUCAUUGAAUUAUUACCACAAUGAACAAUGCCAUUCCAUGCUUAUAAAAUCUGUAAGCUUAAGGAAUCGGAUGUAUUAAAUAAUCAAGAAGCAACAAAAAUAGAAACAAAACUAUAAACAUUAUGGUCCAUGAUACAUUAGUUCUUGGUGAAGGGACUACAUUCUUAUAGAACUAAUUAGAGGUUGAUUGCUUAAUGCAUAAAGCAAAUGAGAAAUGAUGUUUCUUUUCUCUUUUUUUGUUUUUUAUUCUUUCUUUUUAAAUUAAAAAUACUUUCAUGGAGGUAUUGUAUAAUGCAAUUCCGCCUUGAAACAUGAAUUUCGAAGCGGCCUAAUGGUAAGCUCGAAAUGUUCAGCUUGCAUAUUUGCAAAAGAGACUGAAAAUAUAAUCGAAGGAGAGAUACAGAGCAUUUACUUUUACAAUAAUAUCAAUGUACAGAGAUAAAAGGAUUGAGAGAGAGGGAGAGAAAGAAUGAGAGAUAGAGAGAGUGAAAGAGAGUAUGAGAAUCGAUAUCAAAUAGCAUAAAAAUGCUAAAUUUUAUUAGGUAGAUUCAAUUUGUUCAAGUAAACGACAAAUACAGAGUUUUAAUCUUGAUAAUUAUUAUAAUAAUAAAACAACCAGUAUUUUAUAUUGUUCUGCGCUUACUUAAAAAUAAGACACAAAAUAAUGUCUUAUAUCCCGGUAAUAAAAGUGUACUUAAAAUAUGAGUCGACCAAUUGUUUACUUAUAGAACAGCUAAUCGUGUAAUAAUUAAUAGGUAGUAAUAUC
Molecule: messenger RNA, 3451 nt
Organism: Apis dorsata (giant honeybee)
Lineage: Eukaryota; Metazoa; Arthropoda; Insecta; Hymenoptera; Apidae
Gene: Hr39
Product: nuclear hormone receptor FTZ-F1 beta
Exons: 7
Coding region: 1-2406 (801 amino acids)
Biological process (GO): hormone-mediated signaling pathway; regulation of transcription by RNA polymerase II; tissue development
Cellular component (GO): RNA polymerase II transcription regulator complex
Molecular function (GO): zinc ion binding; nuclear receptor activity; RNA polymerase II cis-regulatory region sequence-specific DNA binding
Source: RefSeq, a predicted model, not a curated record